AGCUGCAGUUCACCAUUGUUGCCAGACAUGGGUGGACAGAGGGACGCGAAAGUAGUGAUCAUAGGAUGUGGGAUAGCUGGUAUAGCAGCAGCACAUAAACUGGUAAAAGCUGGUUUUCAUCAUGUGCGGAUACUGGAGGCGACAGGAAGAAGCGGAGGACGAAUAAAAACAGGAAGGAUCGGUGAUAAAAUUGUUGAGAUAGGAGCAAACUGGAUCCAUGGGCCGUGUGAGGAGAACCCAGUGUUUUGUCUGGCCCGUCAGUAUGGACUUUUGGAUCCAGAGGCCCUCAAGCCAGAGAACCAGGCCUUGGAUGUCGGAGGCCAUCUUCCUUGGGUUCCCAGAUUCUUCAGCAGUUCAGGUCGGGAGCUGAACGCUGAGGACAUCUUACCUGCUCAGAAAUUGUUUUUGGAGCUGAUAAAUGAAAGUUCCGAUUUUCAGAGUCAAAGAGGAGAACCCUGGCCCAGUGUGGGAGAUUUCUUACGGGCACAGGUGCAACAGCAUGCAGCAGAGAAAUGGAAAGAUGUUGAUGAAGCCACCACAUCUCUGCGACUCUGUGUGAUCAGUAACAUGCUGAAGGUUGAGUGCUGUGUCAAUGGGACUCACAGCAUGGAUGAGGUCAGCAUGGGGGCCUUUGGCCUAUACAAGACUCUACCUGGACUGGAUUGUACAUUCCCAGGUGGCUAUGAAGGUCUAACCCAGAACUUGAUGGCAGAGCUCCCCGCUGGUUUAGUGACCUACAAUAAGCCUGUGCGCUGUGUCAACUGGAACAGCGCAGAGCCUGUGAUGGUUGAGUGUGAUGAUGGCCAAAAGCUCGUCGCUGAUCACGUUAUAGUCACCGUGCCGCUCGGAUACUUGAAGAAGCACCACUUGACCCUGUUCCAUCCUCCUCUCCCUCUGCACAAGCUGCUCUCCGUCCAGAGGCUGGGUUUUGGGACAAACAAUAAAAUAUUUGUGGAGUUUGAUUCACCGUGGUGGGAUGCUGACUGUGAGGUCAUCUUCUUUGUGUGGGAAGAUGAGGAUGCUGUGGUGGACCAGGUGCCAGAUGUGCAAACAUCCUGGAUAAAGAAGUUGUUUGGCUUCACUGUACUCAAACCCACUGAAAGGUACGGUCACCUUCUCUGUGGUUGGAUUUCUGGACAUGAGUCAGAGUACAUGGAAACACUGUCUGAACAGCAGGUCACAGAUGCCAUCACACAGCUUAUUCGCAGGUUUACAGGGAACCCCAUCAUCACUCCGAGGAGAGUCCUGCGCUCCCAGUGGUUUCACGAUCCGUGGACGUGUGGAUCCUACAGUAAUCUUGGAAAAGGCUGUUCAGAGCAGGACCUGGACAACUUGAUGGAGCCCCUUCCACCAAAAGGAUCAAAAUCACAACCCCUGCAGGUGUUGUUCGCUGGAGAGGCAACUCAUCACUGCUACUUCUCAACCGUCCAUGGAGCUGUUCUCACCGGGUGGAGAGAAGCUGAUAGACUUAUCUCGCACUACUCACUCAUUACUCCUUCUGAGUUUCCAAAGCCAAAGUUUUAAAAAAUUGCUCUUUGCCACUAAAAAGCUCAAAUUUACUAUAAUAUAAAAAUGUACCUCACUUUUGAUGUGUGUUACAUUAUUUUCAAACAAUGAAAAUCAGAGUGAAUAUGAAGGCUUUCUGCUGACUUGAGGAUGUUUAAUGGACCUCACUGGUACUUUCAACCAGUACAGGCAACCCACACAAUGUGUAGAAUAAUGAUGUGUUGACAUGAAUAAUGGUUGUUAAUACUGACUGUGCAAAUUUGUCAUUUGAGGACUGACGAUGACUGACUGAACUUUCCUUUUGCAAACUCGAAUUGUUGCGUUUGGACUGAUUUUAAUUAACUAUGAAUAAACUGUAUUUUCUAGUG
Pelmatolapia mariae (spotted tilapia) is the source of this 1874-nucleotide messenger RNA. Its product is annotated as peroxisomal N(1)-acetyl-spermine/spermidine oxidase-like. The transcript has 10 exons. Lineage: Eukaryota; Metazoa; Chordata; Actinopteri; Cichliformes; Cichlidae. The coding region runs from base 28 to 1524 and encodes 498 amino acids. Gene Ontology annotation, molecular function: polyamine oxidase activity. The record is from RefSeq and is a predicted model, not a curated record.